Molecule: messenger RNA, 3068 nt
Organism: Linum trigynum
Lineage: Eukaryota; Viridiplantae; Streptophyta; Magnoliopsida; Malpighiales; Linaceae
Source: the annotation of a GenBank genome assembly
CCGCCGCCAAAACAUUCUCCUCCGUACGGUCGACUCCUAGUCUCCUCCGCCUCCGACAAAACUCUCUGUACCUACUCCCUCUCCCCGUCCAACCUUCCUUCCUCUCCACUCACCCACAUCCACGACUUCCACGGCCACUAGCAUGGCGUAUCCGAUGUCGCCUUCUCCUCCGACUCCCGCUUCCUCGUCUCCGACUCCGAAAACAAAACCCUCCGCCUCUAGGACGUCACCACGAGAUACUCCAUCACCUGACCUCCCUCAUCGGCCACACAAAUUGCGUCCUCUGUGCCAAUUUCAACCCUGGGAGCAGCAUGAUCGUCUCUGGCUCUUUCGACGAGACUGUCAGGAUUUGGGACUUCACGAGCCGCAAGUGCUUGAAGUUCAGCUAUGGAUGGCAUAUUUCGAAUGGCAAGCAAGCUGUGGAUAUGAGGGGUUCCAGCAACCUUGGGGAUUGAUUGGACCUUAGCGAGAUCGAGUGAUGGAUUUUGGCAGAUUCAGAGUUGAGAGGUUCCGACCAUGUCUCUUCGCCGCCUCAAACUAAACCUCUAGGUAUCCCACCACCGCCUUCACUCAUCACCGUUCUCGAUGCCCUCUCUCCUAUUGUUGAUGUGCCUCUAACCCUUAACUGGCUUUGAGAGGGUCCAAAUUUAUUACUUUAUGGGUUCUGCCUAAUAGAUCUAUGAUCUAACUCAGUUAGUUACCCUUAACUGGAUUUGAGACAAAGAGCUUACUGGUUGUGUCGCUCUUUGAAGCUCAACUUUGUUCUCACGUAGCUUAUAUUGAUUGAUGUACCAGUUUAGAUAUGUGCUUUCCUGACUAAUUACAAGGUUCUUUUCCUAGCUAAUAAUUUCGUUUGAUAUAAAGGAAUCAGAGAAAGCUUGAAGCCAACUAGAGAUGAAGAUUACAAAGCAGAGAUUGUGGUACUGGUUGCUGCGAGAAUAGCUGGAGAGAUGAGGUUACUUUCCAGUUUCCUUAAUUGGUUCAUUAUUAGAUAUGGCUUGCUAGUUGUAGAAUGUGUCUUAAUUGGUUCAUUAUUGCUGCCAAUGUCAGUUAUUGAUGACUAACUUCAUCCAACGGGCCAAAAUUUGCGUGUUAGAGAAGAUGCACAUGAAUUCUACUUGUUACGCCUAAAUACAUAUAUGACCAUUCAUAUGCUCUUGGAUGCUUUAAUGUCCUAGGUGUACGUGGACACCGGGUCAUGCGCCCACGGGCUAGCAUGACACGGUUAGAGCAUGGCACGAGCAGCGACACGAAAUAAAUGAGCCAGCCCGGCAUGAGCAUGAAUAAUUUAUGGGGCGUGUCGGGCCUAAACUUUAUGGGCACGGGCACGACACGGUAUAUAAGUGGUUCGGGCCGGGCCUAAUAUUUUCGAGACUUUAUUGAAUAUAAGAACGAACAUGGCAAGAAAAUAGUAUUUAUUUGAUAGAAAAUAAAUAUAAAAAGAAUUAUCGGUUCAAAUAUUACAAAACCCAAGUAGAAAAACAAUUAUUUGUUGUUGUUAGAAGUGUCAUAAAGAUAUAUACGUAAUUACUAACAUAAGUAAAAAUGGACAAAGAAUUAAACAAAGCCAAAUCACACUAGCUAUACUUCCAAUUUUCUUUUCCCCCUGAUUUGUUACGUUUCUCAAACAUUAUCAGUUAAUAUUAUCUUCAUCCGUUCAAUUUUCACCUUCUUUUUCAUUCUCUCUUUUGUUUUCGUCAUUUUCAUUAAACAUGAAUACGAGCAUGACACGAGCACGAAUAGGCAGGCACGAUUCGAACUGUGCAUGCGCUUGGGUCGGACCUAGCAAAGUUAACAAAUGGGCUUGCAUGGCACGACACGAAAACUGACGGGUCGUGCCAAGCACGACACGAAAUAAAUGGGCCCGAAGCGUGCCCGUGCCGUACCGGCCCAAGCACGGCCCAGUGACCAUGUACAGUCCUAGGCCUAUCUUUUCCUUAAAUGAGUACGGUUUGUUAGCGGGUGAUAGUCUUUGGACUAUUGGAUAAAGGUUUAUGUGACAUAUGAUCCUGUUGACUUUACCUUGGAGCAAUAGAUCUUUGACUUGCACUGCUCCACUCAGUUUGGCCUUCAUAUUUCUAGGUACUUUUGUUGAGGGUGUAAAGGGAGAAGUUCUUUUGUCUCUAAGACAUGGAUUGUCUUUCAUUGCUGCCGGAGAAGGUAUGACUUGCAGUACUCUACUCAUUUUGGCCUUCACUCUCUCCUGCACUUGAUAAAUGCUAAUGCCACUUGAUAAAUGCUUUUGCUGCACUUAUAUGAUUUCAAUAUAAUAGCUAGCUGGUUUACUUUGAUCAAUGCAAAUCUUUGUUCUGUUUUUUCUGCUUUUGGUCUGUGAGCAUGCACUGCUUGUGGUGGCAGCUUUGUAUGCCAAAUGAAUGGUCUUGAUAUGCUGCUUUAGAGGGGAGGUGCUGCUUUGUGGUGUUACAAAUCAAUAUAAGAAGCUUUGCAUGUUGGUAAUCUACAAACUGUUGCUUUACUUAUAUCUUGCGAAUUAUUGGUUUUGAUUGUUGGUAUUUCUAAUUCUGGAAAUGGGCAGUGUGUGAUUUAUGAUGGACUUGAAUCAAGGAACUGGUGAGUGUUUAUGGUGGUGAAUUUGUGGUCUUUGGUUAUGGCAAACUUCAUGGGUUACUUUAAACAAAAUUGAGGUAUUCUAAAUUACCUUUCUAAGUUGAGUUGAGAGUAUUCUUAUGAUGUGUUUUGUGUUUAGUUUUAAAUAAAUGCCAGAAAUGAGUGAUUACUUGAUAUAGAUGACAAUGAUGAUGAAUGAUAGUGGUUGGUUACUAAAGGAGCAACAACUCCACGCAGAAUUGGAGGCAGCAAGAGCUGAAGUGGGGUGAAAGGCCAAGAAGUUUGAGGAGAAGAUACAAAGUCAGGAGGAGCAACUAAAAAGGUAGAAUGGUUUGUGUCGUGGUGAACAAGGUGGAAUGUUUUGUGUCAUGGUGGACAACUUAGAAUGUUUGAUUAUGAUGAACAAGGAGUUACACUGCUAUGGAAAUGGUUGUAAUAUUUUGGAUCUUUGGUAAUCUUUCCAUUAUCCGGUUGCAAUGCAGUAAACAAUUUCGAAUUAU